This is a messenger RNA of Owenia fusiformis, 1468 nucleotides long. NCBI's taxonomy places the organism in Eukaryota, Metazoa, Annelida, Polychaeta, Sabellida, Oweniidae. The record is from the annotation of a GenBank genome assembly.
AAUGCUUGCAAAGUCAUUCCUAGCUUGAAAGAUGCUGUGAUAGUUGAGGACUGGGUUGGUUUGAGACCCAGUCGCCCACGAGUCAGGAUUGAAAUAGAGCACGUGAACUUGAAAAACAGAGUCGUUCCAGUGGUGCAUAACUACGGGCAUGGGGGAGCAGGUGUAACGCUGCACUGGGGAUGCGCAGGAGAGGCAACAUCACUCGUGCAGAGCUGUUUAAAAGAUAUGAAGAAACUGUCAAAAUUGUAAUAUUAUUGUCAUCAGACACAACACCAGGGCAAUUUCCACAAUUUUGACAAAAAGCAAAGCAGGCUAUGGACGGUCUAUAGGACACUGUAUAAAACAGUAUACAGUACAUAACAUCUUUUGAGUCUAAUCAGUGGAUAUACCUGAUAAAACGGCUGUCCAUGUGCACAUUAUGGUAGUACUACUGUAUAUAAUUAGUUGCAUUAGAACUGUAUUACUACUUUAUCAAAAAAUAAUUGUGUAACCUAAUAUAAAAAGCUUAAUUAAAAAUAAUGUAUCGUUUCGGAAAAACUAAUAUAAAUUUAUGAAAAACAAUUCGAGACAUUUAACAAUAUUUACUAGUUCAUUGAAUAAUGAAUUAAACUAUCUAUAAACAUGAAUCACAUGGUUCAGUUUUUGAACCUGACUAUAGUUUCAAGUAAAGCUUUUUGACCCCUGAAAUGAGAGAGCCUCCAUAUAGGCCUAUUCAGAUUUUAUUUCCGAUUUUCAAGUACUUCGAAUACAAGCUGAUUGUAUUAACUUUACAAUCAGUACCUUUGCAGGCCUACUAAGACCAUGAGACCAUGCCAAGAGCUACAUGUAAAUCAGUUACCAGAUCUUAACUUGUACAUAUUUUCGUAAACAUACAUAAAAAAUAUUGGCACUGAUAUCUGUGCAAAGUGUUUUCGUCCACUUUUCUUCACUAAGUACAGCGGUAUUCAGACGUAAAUGGAUCAUGUCUAGGAGAAAGAUUUGUGUGAUCGGCGCAGGUGUUAUAGGUGUCUCCACUGCUGCUAGAAUCCAGGAUACAAUACCAGGAGUGGAUGUUACAAUUGUAGCUGAGAAAUUCUCUCCAUAUACUACAAGUGACGGCUCGGGUGGAUUCUGGGAACCACACGUACUUGCUGAUACUCCAAUUGAAAACCAACUGGAAUGGAGCAAGGAAACCUUUGAACAUAUCAAUAGCUUAAUUGGUACAGCGCAUGCAAGGGAUGCUGGAGUGAACUAUGUAUCUGGAUAUUCACUGCAUAAAUCAUAUCAGGAGGAUCCCUUUUGGAAAGACAUAGUAUUCGGGUUCAGACAUUUAAGUGAGCGAGAGCUUCAACUUUAUCCAGGACAUAGCCAUGGCUGGUUCCACACAUCAUUGAUUGCGAACUGCAGGACAUAUAUUCCUUGGCUGAUGGCUCAAUUCAGAAGAAAAGGUGGAAGCGUCAUCAAACGCAAGGUGCAAAGAAUUGAAGAG